Molecule: messenger RNA, 3902 nt
Organism: Rubroshorea leprosula
Lineage: Eukaryota; Viridiplantae; Streptophyta; Magnoliopsida; Malvales; Dipterocarpaceae
Source: the annotation of a GenBank genome assembly
UUGGAGAGAAAACGGAGAAAAUCGAGGAGGGAGCUAGGUUGUGAGGUACUUGAGAACUGGGAGACAGGCGACCUGGUGAUUUCCGGUUCGGGGGAUUCCUGAGGGAAGGAACUAAGAGCAGCAGAGGCGUCAACAUCGACGGGACAGAGUUGAGCUAAGAAAAUUGUUAGAGUUGAUGGUCAAUAAGUUUAGAGGUUUAAGUCUUGGAACUUUGAAUUAAGUGUUAUUGGUAGAAGUUGCAUUUAAGCGUUUAAAGUUAUAAAAAUUCAGAAAAUAACUUAAAGGGAGAAAAUUUGAAGAUUAAAGCUGAGGAGAGAAAUGAAAUUUAGUUCCCCUUCAUUGAUCAUUUUAAAUGACAUGGGUUGUGAUUACUUAGGGCGUCCAGGUCUAUUGAGUUGCAUGUUAGUGGGUUAUGAGCUUGAAUUUUUUUCAAAUGGACUGUCUGAUUAGCUAAGAAGAUAAAACGAAGAAAAAAAGAGUUAAAAAAAUUGGAAAAAAAAAUGAAAAGGAAUUUGUAAAAGAGAUGAAAAGGAAAGGAUGAGAUUCAUAAAAAGAAAAGGGAAACAUAUUUAAAUUCUAAAAUCCAAAAUUGAAGAAAAGAUUUAAAGAAAAAUAGAAAAGUAAAAAUAUAAAAAGAAAAAAAAAUUGUUUGACUCAUUGGUUUGUUUUCUUUUGUGGUUUUUGUUUGUGCCUUCUAAUUAAAAUAACCCCAAAGUUAAAGUGUAGGAACCUUGUUUCAUGGAGGUUGUGGGAUGUGCUUAUGAUGUUCUCAUACCUAACUAAACCUGCCAAACUCAGUCAAUCUGUGUAGGCCAAGGUGACCUAUCCGGCCUCAAUUUGGGUGCUACUCCAUUUUUUGGCCAACAUCAACAAGGUUGGAGUUCUAUUAAACUAGAAUUACCAAGUCUGGUGAACUCAAUUGCUAUCUUUCUCAACCUCAGCUGGAGUUUAGAUUCAAUCUCUCUUCAGCCUAGAGAUGGCUCCUCCAUGCAAAGUUCUGAUGGUGGCAGAGAAACCGAGCAUUGCCUUGUCUAUUGCUUCUGUGCUCUCCCAUGGCCAAAUGUCUACACGGAGGGGUGUCACAGAGGUGCAUGAGUUUGAUAUAAUGUUUCUUGGAUUUCAUGCACAUUGUAGAGUGACAUCAGUCAUUGGACAUGUAUUCAGUGUGGAUUUCCCUGCAUCUUAUCAAGAUUGGACAGCCACUGAUCCUCUGAAUCUUUUUCAAGCUCCAAUUCUCAAGACAGAAUCAAACCCAAAGGCUCAUAUUCAAAGGCAUUUAAGUCAAGAAUCACGUGGCUGUGGUUAUUUGGUGUUAUGGUUGGAUUGUGAUCGUGAAGGAGAAAAUAUAUGUUUUGAAGUUAUUGAGUGCACUGGCUUCCAUGUGAAAGAGGCAAAGGAAAGGGUUUAUCGUGCUCGAUUUUCUUCUGUGACUGAGAAAGACAUCUUGAAGGCCAUGGAUAACCUUGUGGAACCAAACAAAGAUGAGGCAUUGGCUGUGGAUGCUCGACAAGAGAUAGAUUUGAAAGUUGGUGUUGCAUUUACAAGAUUUCAGACUAGCUAUUUUCAGGGAAAAUAUGGGAAUCUUGAUUCCAGAGUUAUCUCGUAUGGCCCAUGUCAAACCCCUACUCUUGGAUUUUGUGUACAGCGCUAUUUGCAAAUAACAACUUUUAAGCAGGAAAAGUUUUGGACAGUGCAUCCUUACAUUAUAAAGAAUGGCUAUGAUCUUCAACUAGAAUGGGAACGUCAAAUGUUGUUUGACCUGAAUGUUGCUACAAUGUUCCAAAAGUUGGUAAUGGAGGAUGGACUUUUAGAAGUAAUUGAUAUAUCAGAAAAGCAGGAAAGUAAAGGUCGUCCUUGUGGUCUCAACACAGUGAAUCUUUUAAAGGUAGCUUCAAGUGCAUUAGGCUUUGGACCUCAAGUUGCCAUGCAACUAGCUGAGCGCUUGUACACUCAAGGGUUUAUAAGCUAUCCACGCACAGAGAGUACAGCAUAUCCUUCCUCAUUUGACUUUAAAGUCACACUUAAUGAGCAAAUAAGUAAUCCACUUUGGGGUGAUCAUGUGCAAAGAUUGCUUGUUGAAGGUUAUCAGAAGCCACGUAUGGGGACAGAUGCAGGUGACCACCCUCCUAUUACUCCAAUGCAAUCAGCAACUGAGGACAUGUUAGCAAAAGAUGCUUGGAGAUUAUACCAGUAUGUCUGUCAACAUUUUAUUGCAUCUAUCUCUCCUGACUGCAAGUUCGUGAGGAAAAAGGUGCAGUUUAAAGUUGGUGGAGAAUGCUUCCAUUGUGUUGGGCAGCAUGUUACACUUGAAGGCUUCACAUCUAUUAUGCCAUGGUUGGCUGUAAAUGAGAAGCGUCUUCCACAGUUUACAAUAGGGGAGAAAAUUGAAGUUUCAAAUGUAGAAUUAUAUGAGGGAAAUACUGAACCUCCUGAUUAUCUUACUGAGAGUGAGCUGAUUUCCCUGAUGGAGAAAAAUGGAAUAGGCACAGAUGCAUCAAUACCUGUGCAUAUUAACAACAUAUGUGAGCGGAACUAUGUGCAGGUGCAAUCUGGCAGGAAGUUGGUGCCAACUGCUUUAGGUAUUGCACUGAUAAGAGGUUAUCAAUAUAUUGAUCCAGAUCUUUGUUUGCCAGAAAUACGCAGUUUCAUUGAGCAUCAGAUUACUUUGGUUGCUAAGGGUCAGGCAGAUCAUGUUCGAGUCGUUCAGCACGUGCUCCAACAAUUCAAGAACAAAUAUAGUUAUUUUGUUAAGCAGAUUGAAAACAUGGAUGUCUUGUUUGAAGCUCAAUUUUCUACACUUGCUGACUCGGGAAGGGUUUUUAGUAAAUGUGGGAAAUGCCUGCGGUACUUGAAAUACAUUUCUGCACGACCAUCACGUUUAUAUUGUGGUACAUGUGAGGAGGUUUAUUAUCUUCCUCAGAAGGGUACAAUCAAGUUGUUCAAGGAACUUACAUGUCCUCUGGAUAACUUUGAGCUGUUGAUCAUCUCUAUGCCUGGUCCAGAAGGCAAGUCAUUUCCUCUGUGUCCGUAUUGCUAUAAUAGUCCUCCCUUUGAAGGUAUAGACACUCUCUUUGGUGGCACGCAGAGUGGCAGUUCUGUGAAGCCUGGGAAGGGCGCUGGAAUGCCAUGCUCCCUCUGCCCACAUCCCACAUGCCGACAUUCUCUAGUAACACAAGGAGUCUGUGCUUGUCCAGAAUGCAGUGGGACACUUGUUUUAGAUCCUGUAAGUGCUCCCAAGUGGAGACUUAAUUGCAAUAAGUGCAAUUGCUUUGUCAUGCUCCCCCAAGGUGCUCACAGGAUAGCCACUACCCAGGAACGGUGUUCUGAAUGUGACUCAGCAAUCAUACAGGUAGACUUCAAUAAGAAAACAACGCCAUUGGAAGAUGGGGCUACCUUGUAUGUUGGUUGCAUUCUUUGCGAUGAGUUGCUUCAUUCACUUGUGGAGGUGAAGCAUGGCAAAUCAUUUUUCAAAGGCUUGGGUACAAGGGGAAGGGGAAGAGGAACUAGGAGAGGUGGUUUUAGGGGAAGAGAAUUGCCUAGUGGAAAAAGAAUCGACCCUAAAAUGAGUUUUCGAGAUUUUUGAACAGUAUUUAAAGUAUCUCUUGGUAGCCAUGAGCUAAGGGUGUAGUUGUUUUAUUUUGAAAGACCUCCAGUCCAAACAUGGAGAGGACUAUUUGAGUAAAUUAAAGCUAGUAAAAUAGAGUGUCGUUUCUUGUCUCUUUAGAGCUUAAUUCAAAUUUCAAUCUUUCCCUACACUAGUACUGUAUAAUUCCCCUUUUGUAAAAUGUAAGAAUCAUUUCUGGUUGUGGAAACUGAGAUGGACCACUAAUUCACAUAAGAAUGGAUUAAUGACAGACAAUUUUAUUGGAAUGUGAUGGGACAAAUAAUAUUUUGGACUUUAU